Vitis riparia (riverbank grape) is the source of this 3077-nucleotide messenger RNA. Its product is annotated as beta-galactosidase 10. Gene Ontology annotation, cellular component: cell wall; vacuole. Gene Ontology annotation, molecular function: carbohydrate binding; beta-galactosidase activity. Lineage: Eukaryota; Viridiplantae; Streptophyta; Magnoliopsida; Vitales; Vitaceae. Bases 215 to 2758 code for a protein of 847 amino acids. The record is from RefSeq and is a predicted model, not a curated record. Gene Ontology annotation, biological process: carbohydrate metabolic process. The transcript is spliced from 19 exons.
GGGAGGUGUUCAGUUGUCUCUCAUCCACUCUCAAACCUCACCCAUUGUUCCCUGACUAAACCCCAGAGAUCUAGCUGUGGCCUGUACAUCAUACCCGACUCAUCUCUCAACAUCCUCUCCCCUGUUAUCUCUCUCUCCUCUCUGCUCUCCAUAAAUGUCAGUGACCUUACUUCACUACUAAGCCUCUCUCACUCUCACUACUGCCCUCGGCAGAAUGCCGCAUCUCAAGCUAUUCUUCUUACUCCUAUCAAUCUUCUUCACAUCAUCUCUAGCAGCCAAUGUCACCUACGAUCGGCGCUCUCUCAUCAUCGGCGGCCAGAGGAAGCUCCUCAUAUCUGCCUCCAUUCAUUAUCCUCGUAGUGUUCCUGGGAUGUGGCCGGGACUGGUUAAAACAGCCAAGGAAGGAGGGAUCGAUGUGAUUGAAACAUAUGUGUUCUGGAAUGGCCAUGAACUUUCUCCAGACAAUUAUUACUUUGGGGGACGGUACGAUCUUCUCAAGUUUGUGAAGAUUGUUCAGCAGGCUAGGAUGUAUUUGAUUCUCCGUGUUGGUCCAUUUGUUGCAGCAGAAUGGAAUUUCGGUGGGGUUCCUGUUUGGUUGCAUUAUGUGCCUGGAACUGUCUUCCGGACCAAUAGCGAACCCUUCAAGUAUCACAUGCAGAAGUUCAUGACGCUCAUAGUGAACAUAAUGAAGAAAGAGAAGCUUUUUGCAUCUCAAGGGGGCCCCAUAAUCCUGGCACAGGUAGAAAAUGAAUAUGGAGACACUGAAAGAAUUUAUGGAGAUGGAGGAAAGCCAUAUGCCAUGUGGGCUGCCAACAUGGCUCUUUCUCAGAACAUAGGUGUACCUUGGAUAAUGUGCCAGCAGUAUGAUGCUCCUGAUCCUGUGAUCAACACUUGUAACUCAUUCUAUUGUGACCAAUUCACACCAAAUUCUCCAAACAAGCCUAAAAUGUGGACUGAAAAUUGGCCUGGAUGGUUUAAAACAUUUGGGGCACCGGAUCCUCACCGACCACAUGAAGAUAUUGCUUUUUCUGUUGCUCGUUUUUUCCAGAAAGGUGGAAGUCUACAGAAUUACUACAUGUAUCAUGGUGGUACAAAUUUUGGUCGCACAUCAGGUGGACCAUUCAUCACAACUAGUUACGAUUAUAAUGCACCAAUUGAUGAAUAUGGUUUAGCCAGGCUUCCAAAAUGGGGACAUCUUAAGGAGCUUCAUAGAGCUAUAAAGUCAUGUGAGCAUGUAUUGCUCUAUGGUGAGCCAAUUAAUUUGUCACUAGGUCCUUCACAAGAGGUCGAUGUCUAUACAGAUUCCUCAGGAGGGUGUGCUGCCUUUAUCUCUAAUGUGGAUGAAAAGGAGGACAAGAUAAUAGUGUUUCAAAAUGUUUCCUAUCAUGUGCCAGCAUGGUCUGUUAGCAUUCUACCAGACUGCAAGAAUGUUGUAUUUAACACAGCUAAGGUUGGAUCUCAAACUUCACAAGUUGAAAUGGUACCAGAAGAGUUGCAGCCCUCGCUUGUACCGUCAAAUAAAGACUUGAAAGGUCUUCAAUGGGAAACAUUUGUUGAGAAAGCUGGGAUCUGGGGUGAAGCUGACUUUGUUAAAAAUGGUUUUGUUGAUCACAUCAAUACCACAAAAGACACUACAGACUACCUCUGGUACACUGUAAGUUUAACUGUUGGUGAAAGUGAAAAUUUCUUGAAGGAGAUAAGCCAACCAGUUCUCCUAGUUGAAUCAAAGGGUCAUGCUCUCCAUGCUUUUGUGAACCAAAAACUUCAAGGUAGUGCAUCUGGAAAUGGAUCACAUUCACCCUUCAAAUUUGAGUGUCCCAUUUCUCUCAAGGCAGGAAAGAAUGAUAUUGCUCUUUUGAGCAUGACUGUUGGCCUACAAAAUGCAGGACCAUUUUAUGAAUGGGUUGGAGCUGGAUUAACAAGUGUAAAGAUUAAGGGUUUAAAUAAUGGAAUAAUGGACUUGUCUACAUAUACUUGGACCUACAAGAUUGGAUUGCAAGGAGAACACCUACUGAUAUACAAACCAGAGGGUUCGAAUAGUGUCAAAUGGUUGUCAACCCCAGAACCCCCAAAGCAGCAGCCUCUCACAUGGUAUAAGGCUGUUGUUGACCCUCCAUCAGGGAAUGAGCCUAUUGGACUAGAUAUGGUUCAUAUGGGAAAGGGCUUGGCUUGGUUGAAUGGAGAGGAAAUUGGAAGAUACUGGCCCAGGAAGAGCUCUAUACAUGAUAAAUGUGUUCAGGAAUGCGAUUAUAGAGGCAAAUUCAUGCCGAACAAAUGCAGCACAGGAUGUGGAGAACCAACACAAAGAUGGUACCAUGUUCCACGGUCUUGGUUCAAGCCAUCGGGAAACAUACUGGUUAUCUUUGAGGAGAAAGGUGGAGAUCCAACUAAGAUUAGAUUCUCGAGACGGAAAACCACAGGCGUCUGUGCUCUUGUUUCAGAGGAUCACCCUACAUAUGAGCUUGAAUCUUGGCAUAAAGAUGCAAAUGAGAAUAACAAAAACAAAGCAACCAUUCAUCUGAAGUGCCCUGAGAAUACUCACAUCUCAAGUGUAAAGUUUGCUAGUUAUGGAACUCCUACUGGGAAAUGCGGAUCCUACAGCCAGGGAGACUGCCAUGAUCCUAAUUCCGCUUCUGUGGUUGAAAAGUUGUGCAUAAGGAAGAAUGACUGCGCCAUAGAAUUAGCAGAAAAGAAUUUCAGUAAGGAUUUGUGUCCAAGCACAACUAAGAAACUUGCUGUGGAAGCAGUGUGCAGUUGAAACUACCAGUUCCAGCAGACUCGUGAAUUCAGACUACAUUGAGAACAUGGGUUUGGUGACAUUAUCAAGUAGAUUCUUAUUUUGAAUUAUUUACAUAGGUAGCAGAAAACACUGCUGUUUGGUCAAUUUUGAUAAUUGGGUUACAGUGUGUUAGACUGGCAUCAAUCAAGCCAACAUGGGCACAUUUUAUAGGCAUCAAAUGUGGAUUUGUUUCAUGGAUAAAAAGAGCUUCUAAGUGAGUUCUGAAAUUGGGUUUUCACUUCCAUAGUUAAAGACCUCAGAUAUAUAAAGCUUUGAUUUCAUGCAGCUUCUUCCUUUA